GUCUGCUCAUGACGUCACUUAGUUACGAUGUUGUUAGCAACAGUAAUGGCUAACUCUGCAAGUGUAAAGUUUCACGGUUAGCAUCAGACACAAACUGGUGGAGAUGGACGAGGUUUUCGUCAACGAAGAGGCCAAAAAUGAGGCCUCGUUUGCUAACACUUCAUCUGAAACAAAGACGAGCGAUUUCUAUAAGGUGGAUAAAAACUUACCAAAGCGCUUUAAUCAUCCAGAGGGCUUCAAAGGGUACAGCAAAAAAACAACUAACCCACUUUACCAAACUACAAAUGAAACAUAUGGAAGCAAAAAGCCCACAGUUCAUGAGAUGCCGACAAGCUUUAGUGGAAGCAGCCGGAAGUUUUCCGAACAUCAUCUGAAGAGCGGGAUGUACAGGGAUAAUGGUUUCAACACAUCACUGGACAAGAGCAGACUUACUGGACCCAACACAACAAAUGUGUUUCACAACAGAAUCAAUUUUCAUUACUUAUACAACACAGUUGGACAAUCUCAGUAAAAUACAGUAUUUAUUUAAUAUGUUACAGAACAGUAAAGCUCAAACACUAGUAAAUCAUUUGUUGUGUUUUAAUUGCCAUAUUGAAUAAUUUGGUUACAGUGUUUCAAUCUGGGUCUGUCAGUGUUUUCCAUUGAAUUAAUAAAAAGCACACAAACUAAAUUAACAA
Molecule: messenger RNA, 677 nt
Organism: Misgurnus anguillicaudatus (oriental weatherfish)
Lineage: Eukaryota; Metazoa; Chordata; Actinopteri; Cypriniformes; Cobitidae
Gene: pierce1
Product: piercer of microtubule wall 1
Biological process (GO): axoneme assembly
Cellular component (GO): axonemal microtubule
Source: RefSeq, a predicted model, not a curated record